This is a messenger RNA of Pungitius pungitius (ninespine stickleback), 2517 nucleotides long. RefSeq names its product microtubule-associated protein, RP/EB family, member 2 (gene mapre2). The transcript has 8 exons. Gene Ontology annotation, biological process: protein localization to microtubule; regulation of microtubule polymerization or depolymerization; spindle assembly. Gene Ontology annotation, cellular component: microtubule organizing center; spindle midzone; microtubule plus-end. The record is from RefSeq and is a predicted model, not a curated record. NCBI's taxonomy places the organism in Eukaryota, Metazoa, Chordata, Actinopteri, Perciformes, Gasterosteidae. Bases 97 to 1116 code for a protein of 339 amino acids. Gene Ontology annotation, molecular function: microtubule plus-end binding.
AUCGAGAAUGGGCGUUUGAGGGUGGGGUGACUCAGCCGGAAAAGGAGCAUUUUUAAACACCUAGUAACCUGCGGAACCGAGUUCACUGACACCCAAAUGCCCGGUCCCACCGAAGCCCUUUCCCCAAAUGGAGAGAAUAACAACGACAUCGUCCCGGACAACGGAACCAACAUCAUUCCUUACAGGAAAAAUACAGUGCGAGGAGAGCGCGCCUACAGUUGGGGGAUGGCGGUCAACGUAUAUUCUACCUCAAUAACCCAGGAGACUAUGAGCAGGCAUGACAUCACUGCCUGGGUCAACGAUCUCGUCAGUCUCAACUACACGAAAGUGGAGCAGCUCUCCUCAGGAGCUGCGUAUUGCCAGUUCAUGGAUCUGCUCUUCCCCGGCUGCAUCAGUCUUAAGAAGGUCAAGUUUCAAGCUAAAUUGGAGCACGAGUACAUUCACAAUUUCAAACUGCUGCAGGCCUCCUUCAAACGGAUGAAUGUGGACAAGAUUAUUCCUGUAGAGAAACUGGUCAAAGGCAGAUUUCAGGACAAUCUCGAUUUCAUCCAGUGGUUUAAGAAGUUCUUUGAUGCCAAUUACGACGGUAAAGAGUACGACCCAGUUGCAGCCAGACAGGGUCAGGAUGCCAUUCCCCCACCUGACCCCGGUGAGCAGAUCUUCAACCUGCCAAAGAAGUCCCACCAUGCAGCCAGCUCCCCUACUGCAGGAGCGUCACGGUCGAGCUCUACGACUCCCAAAAUCGCAACCCCGACAUCCAGACCUUCGUCUGCCAAAAAGAUCCCUACAAUUGCGACACCGAUUCCUGCCAAAGGAGAGAAAGAACUGGAAGCACAGGUCACUCAUCUUACCGAGCAGAUGGAGACAUUAAAGUCGGCACUGGAAGGAGUGGAGAAGGAGAGGGACUACUACUUCAGCAAGCUGCGAGAGGUGGAGCUGCUGUGCCAGGACCAGGGGGAGGAAAACGCACCGUUUGUCGAUCAGCUGAUGGAGGUCCUUUACGCUACAGACGAACAGGAGGGAGCAGAGCUGGCUGAGGGCGACGGACAGGAAGUGGACCAGCAGGCCCACGAGGAGGCGCCAAAUGAUCAGCAGGAGGAGCAGGAUGAAUACUGAGCGCCACCAUCCCUCACCACAGCUACGCCCCUCUUUUUUUAAAUAUGUGAGAACUGUUAAAGGAUUUUGAUUCUUUUCUCUUUUUUUCCCUCAUGGUUUUCCUUUUUUUUUUUGUUCUCUCAAAGACUGAGCACAUGAAGCAAACCUCCUGAAUAGAAGCAACGGCAGUUUUUUUUUUUUUUUUUUGAUCGUUAUUUUUUUGUAUCCCUCUGCUCACUGUUCAAUGUUUUUCGUGACCUCGUGGUGAACUGCUGGGGAAGGUUAAUGGUAACAACCUCCACCAGCGGAACAAGCUCAGACCAUCACAGAAGUUUCUAAGGGACUGUGUGUGCGUGUUAGUGUGUGUGUGUGUGCGCGUAAGUGUGUGUGUGUGUGUUUCUGUAGAAACUCAAUUCAAAUCCUACAGUAGACGUGAUGAAACGCUGAAGUUUAGACGGGUGACUGUUACCUGCCAGUGCAAGUGUUAACUUCCCAGCUUCUUUCCUUCUCAUUUUAGUUUUUUUAUUUUUAUUUUGCAUAUCAAGAAUAAUAGUCACAAUACCGCAAUAAGCAAAGCCCCGAAAGGGCUCGUAGUAGCUCUUAUUCAACCACCUUUCAUAUGUUGCACUGACAUUUGACUCUGUAUUGGACAAUCUGUCCAUAGACUCUCACCAUAUUUAUUAUUGUCAAGCCUUUGGAAUAGAAUCCUCGUGAAGGAGGACGGUACAGUCAAUGAGUUGUGAAUACAAUGUAGUAAAAUGCCAAGUUCUGACUGUUGGACGACUGUCCUCGCAAAUUUUUCGAGAUUUCCGAUAAUCAACGAUGUGUUAUUCAAAGCAUACAGGGCAGUCUGGUGAUGUUCUUAACCUGGAAGGCCAUAGACCUAGGGAAGGAAGAAACGUUAUUGUGGACUAGUUGUAUUAUGAUGCAGCAUUUUAAGUUUGAAACCUCCGCUGAAAACUUGUGGUCUGUUCAGAUUUUCCAAGUUCUUUUAAGGUCUUUUUUUUUUAUUGUUUCUAAACCACAGGUUUUAGGAAGAGUCGGUUCACUGAGUAAUUUGCUAUGCUAUAUUCCAGUUAGUACAUUGUAUACCCAUUUCUUAAUAUUGCAUUUACUAAUAUUGAACUGGGCAGUGCACCAUAAUGCUUUAGUUAUAUAUUAUUGUGUAAAUGAAAAAGAAUGUAAACAUGUACUGUCAAUAAUUAAUGAAUGGUAAAUGUUUUUUGUUUUUUUUCACGUCCCACUCAUUAUGCAUUCCCCAAAAAACGUGUUGCAUGUGUGCAUUUUAUUUGUGAAUAACUUGACCUGCUUUUUACAUAUUUAAUAAAAAAACAACUAUGUUAAGUGAGCUUUUUGUAUGUUUAACCUGCUAUUUGGAAGAUUCGGAUGAAUUUGCUGUAAUAAAAUUACGUUUCGAGUCCA